UCUUCCAGCAAAUUUAACUGAUAAAAAAUUUCGUGACCAUUUUUCUACAAAAGGACAAGUCACGGAUGCAAAGAUUAUACGAACAGCAGAUGGAAAAUCUCGAUGCUUCGGAUUUAUCGGUUAUCGUACAGAAAAAGAAGCAAAUGACGCUCUAAAUUAUUUUAAUAAUACCUUUAUUUUUACUUCAAGAAUUACUGUUGAACAUGCAAAACCUGUUUGUGAUCCAACGUUGCCAAGACCUUGGAGUGCUCAUAGCGCUGGUUCAUCAAGUUAUCAAAAAAAACAUUUUCAGAAAUCAGAGGCUAACAGUAUAGAAAUAAAAAAAAGAAAGGUUAAAAAAGAUGACGAUGAUAAUGAUGAAAAGCUUAAAGAAUUUUUGGAAGUUAUGAAACCAAGGUCAAAAUCUAAAACUUGGACAAACGAUGAUUUAACAAUCUUGGAAACUCAACAAAGUUUGAAAAAUGUUAUAAUUGAUGAUGAUUCAGAUGAUGAACUUUAUCAAGAUUUAUCAAUUGAAAAUGAUAAGUUAAUUAAGAAUGAUAAGAAAAAUAGUUCAAAGAAAAAAUCUGAUAUUAUAAGUGAAUCAAAUGAUUCAACAAAGAAUAAUGAUAAAUUGGAUAAGGAAUCAUCCAGUAAAAACUUUACAAACACUGAAUUUAAUGAACAUGAUGAAAUUUAUACUGAUUCAUCGCAAGAAAAUGAUGAUUACAGAGAAAAUGAUACUUUAAAGUCAGACAAAUUGGAAAGUAUAACUCCUCAUAACGAGACAAAUGAUAAUCUUCCUGGCCAACCUACGAAUGUUCCGCCUGAAGAAUCCAUUGGUGAAACUGGUAGAUUGUUUGUUAGAAAUUUACCAUACAUAUGUUCUGAAGAAGACUUACGACAGGCAUUUCAUAAAUUUGGUCCACUCGCUGAAGUUCAUAUACCACUUGAUAAGGAAACAAAGAAACAAAAAGGCUUUGCUUAUGUUUUAUAUCAUAUUCCUGAACAUGCUGUAAAAGCUUAUAUUGAGUUAGAUAAUAAGUUCUUCAUGGGAAGGUUAUUACAUAUUCUACCUUCUAGAGAUAAACCUGUAAUUCAAGAUUUGGAUCCUAGUAGAUGGAGUUUAAAGAAAAAAAGAGAGAUGAAGCAGAAAAGCUUAGCUAGUAAUGACUUUAAUUGGAGUACAUUGUAUAUGAAUAGUGAUGCAAUUGCUGAGUCAAUAGCACACCGAUUUAAUGUAAAAAAAGCCGAAAUUUUGGAUCCUGAAUCCGAUAAUAUGGCCGCAAAACUUGCCCUUGCGGAGACGCAUAUCAUCCAAGAAACUAAAGCGUUUCUUGAAAUGAAUAUUUCAUUUGGUGUUACGAAAGAUGAAUUACAACAAUUAUUUGGAUGGUACGGAGAAAUUGGACGUUUAAUAAUUCCACCAGCUCAAACAAUAGCUUUAAUAGAAUUCUUAAAUCCUUCAGAUGCCCGAAACGCAUUCACAAAUCUUGCUUAUAAAAAAUUUAAAAGAGUUCCUCUAUAUCUGGAGAAAGCACCAAUCGAUGUUUUCAAAAGUGAAAAUGAUGUAAACUCAAAACAAUCCGAAAAUGAUGCAAAACAAGUACUUUCAUCAACGGAUAUAAUUGAAACUACUAUAAAUGAUGAUGAGGAUGAAACAUCUGAUGUAACUGCUACAUUAUUUGUUAAGAAUUUAAAUUUUGAUACUACUGAGGAAGAAUUAAAAAAGAUAUUCAAAAAUACUUCUGGUAUGAAAUCGGCUAAAAUAAAAAUAAAAAAUGAUCCUAAAAAUCCUGGUAAAAAGUUGAGUAUGGGAUUUGGGUUUGUUGAAUAUGAUAAUAUGAAAAAUGCAAAAAAUGCUUUGAAGGCGAUGCAGGGACAUAUGUUGGAUGGUCAUGCGUUGCAAUUAAAAUUUUCAAAUCGUGGAUUAGAUACUGUCCAGAGAAAACGAAAAGAGGAUGAAAUAACGAAAAAGAAGCAGGAGUCUACGAAAAUUAUCGUUAAAAAUGUCGCUUUUGAAACAACAAAAAAGGAAUUGAAAGAAUUAUUCGGCACAUAUGGUCAAAUUAAAACACUUCGUCUACCAAAAAAAUUUGAUGGUACAUCUCGUGGAUUCGCAUUUAUAGAAUUCCUAACAAAAAGAGAUGCGAGAAAUGUGAUGGAACAGUUACAAAACACACACUUAUUAGGUAGACAUCUUGUUCUUGAGUAUGCGGAUAGUGAUAAGAAUGUUGAAGAAUUGAGGGAAAAGGUUGGAAAGGAGUAUAUUGCAGAUAUUGAAGGUGGUGAUGGUAAAAUGAGAAAAAGAAAAAAGGUCGAUAUGGAAGAUUGGACAGAAAGUAAAGAUUAUAUGGAGGAGUAA
Messenger RNA from Scutellospora calospora, 2344 nucleotides. Lineage: Eukaryota; Fungi; Glomeromycota; Glomeromycetes; Diversisporales; Gigasporaceae. The record is from the annotation of a GenBank genome assembly.